Messenger RNA from Miscanthus lutarioriparius, 390 nucleotides. Lineage: Eukaryota; Viridiplantae; Streptophyta; Magnoliopsida; Poales; Poaceae. The record is from the annotation of a GenBank genome assembly.
AUGGCGUCCCGAACAAACAAGCCGCAGCUGCAGCUUGUGUUGUGGCCGUCACUCCUCACGCUGCUCUUCUUGUCCGGCGCCCUUGAGGCUGCUGCGGGAACAGGCACCAGCACCUCCUCCGUGAGCUCCAUCGGCUCCUCUGCCGAUGGUGCAGCUGCAGCUACGGGCCGCAGGUCGCUGGCUGCGGCGUCGCAGAGCGUGUUCAACCUCGACCGCUACGGCGCCAGCGGCGACGGGAGCCACGACGACACCCAGGCGCUAGCCCAGGCGUGGAACGCGGCGUGCACCUCGCCGCGGCCGUCCGUCCUGCUCGUCCCUGGCGGCAAGCGCUACCUGCUCAAGCUCGUCACUCUCCAUGGCCCGUGCAAGUCCAGCUUUGCACGGUCCUGA